CCACCUGUUGUUAGCGAAUUGCUUUACAUCUGAGGCGUUUAAAGACUCCAUUUGUAUGGAGUGCAAGGAAUGCCCUCACACGAAACACAAUAGUGAGUUUCAGUGGGACUAAAUCAAGCUGCUCCCUUUAAUGGUGACAUCUUUUUCCAUUGGCUGUAAUUUUCCACCUUCACAUGGAGGGUCGGCCAUGAUCUUCCCUUCUCCACAAUGAAACUUUUCCAGGGGGGUUUAACGUUUUUUCAGUAUUCCAGGGUGUAAACAUGUUUUUCACUAUAAUGGCUCCUGAAGGUUUUGUGCUGAUUAAAAGAAUUACGCUUCAAUUGAGGAGUUAACAUUUAAAUGUCUUCUUUUUAAAGAGAAUCAUUUUCAUUGUCAUUUUCAUUGCCAUUUUAAUUGUAUUUCGACAUCACUUGAACACGGUGACACCCUUUGGAUAUCAACAUCUUACUGUCACAGUGUCUGGGUUGUUGUUCCCUGGGGUUCCACUAGAUGUCCUCCUUGCUCAUGGUGUCUGUCACCAGAUCACUUCCUCCUCCCUUAUUUGGUCACCUUCCUCCUUGUUGUGUAAUUGAUUGUCCCCCACCAUUCUCUUGUUCCCUCAUUAUCCUUCUGUCUAUUUAUACCCAGUCGGUCUUAGUCUGUGUUACGAUAGUCCUUGUUUAAUGUUGAGUAUUAUUCAUGUCCGUCAACUCUUGUCUUGCCUUGUCUUGCCUUGCCUUGUUUUGUGAUCGUAUCAUAUUUAUGUUGUUUGGAUUAUGUUUGGUUUUGACCUCGGCCUGGACUGUUUACCCCUUUGGAUUAUCCCUAAAUAAACGACUACCUGCAAUUGGUUCUAUCUCCGUGCCUCUUUGGAUCCUUGCCGUGACAGAAGGACUCCGUCAACACGAGAACCAGCGGUAUGUAGUUUUUCCGUUCCCCAGCCAAGAUGGCGGAGAGGCGAGUCAAGUAUCUGAGGUUGACCGCCCUCCGCCAAGAGGGCAAUGAAGUGGGUGCCCUGGCUCAGGUGUUCUUGUACCUGGCCGAAGGCAUGGGCUAUAACGAUGCGGCCCUUAAGGACUAUUUUAAUGAUGGGCUGGAUGAUCCUGUGUCUCAGGAUGAGAUGGCGCAAUUAGAGACACUGGAAUUCUGGGAAUUCGUGCACUACCUGCAGCAUCGGUGUCGGUGGGAUGCCCCAGCCACUCCUGUCUCUUCCGGCGGGGUGGUCGUCAGCCCAGCACCACUGCCCAGGAUGGCUAUCAGCCCAGCGCCACAGCCCAAGAUGGCCGCCAGCCCAGCACCACAGCCCAAGAUGGCCGCAAGCCCAGCGCCACAGCCCAAGACGGCCGCCAGCCUAGCGCCACAACACAAGAUGGCCGCCAGCCUAGCGCCACAGCACAAGAUGGCCGCCUGUCCAGAGUCAUGGCCCAAGAUGGCUGCCAGCCUAGCUCCACAAACCAAGAUAGCUGCCAGCCUAGCGCCACAGCACAAGAUGGCCGCCUGUCCAGAGUCAUGGCCCAAGAUGGCUGCCAGCCUAGCGCCACAACCCAAGAUUGCCGCCAGCCUAGCGCCACAGCACAAGAUGGCCGCCAGUCUAGCGCCACAGCACAAGAUGGCUGCCAGCCCAGCGCCACAGCCCAAGAUGGCCGCUAACCCAGCGCUACAGCCCAAGAUGGCCGUCAGCCUAGCGCCACAGCCCAAGAUGGCUGCGAGCCUAGCGCCACAGCACAAGAUGACUGUCAGUCCAGCGCCACGGUACAAGAUGGUGCCCGAUGCAGAGGCGGUGCCUGAUGCUGUUCCGGAUGCCGAGGCAGUGCCCGAUGCCGUGGCCGAGGUGGUGCCCGAGGUCGUUCCCGAUGCAGUGACCGAGGCGGUGCCCGAGGCUGUUCCGGACGCCGAGGUGGUGCCCAAUGCUGUUCCAGAGGCCGAGGCGGCGCCCGAUGCUGUACCGGAGGCCGAGGCGGUUCCGGAGGCCGAAGCGGUGCCCAAGGCCAUUCCCGAUGCGGUGCCCGAGACCGCUCCCGAGGCCGUUACCGAGGCGGUGCCUGAGGCCAUUCCUGAUGCAGUGUCCGAGGCCGCUCCCGAUGCCUUGACCGAGGCGGUGCCCGAGACCGUUCAAGAGACAGUGCCCAAAGCCAAGGCGCUUCAGGUCUUCACAGACACUCCCGAGUCUAGUCAGAUUCCCAUGGACUCUCCGGAGUCGAGUCAGGUUCCGGUGGACUCUCAGGAGUCGAGUCAGGUUCCGGUGGACUCUCAGGAGUCGAGUCAGGUUCCGGUGGACUCUCAGGAGUCGAGUCAGGUUCCGGUGGACUCUCAGGAGUCGAGUCAGGUUCCGUAGGACUCUCAGGAGU
Carassius gibelio (silver crucian carp) is the source of this 2327-nucleotide messenger RNA. Its product is annotated as skin secretory protein xP2-like. The record is from RefSeq and is a predicted model, not a curated record. NCBI's taxonomy places the organism in Eukaryota, Metazoa, Chordata, Actinopteri, Cypriniformes, Cyprinidae. The transcript is spliced from 2 exons. Bases 926 to 2314 code for a protein of 462 amino acids.